Messenger RNA from Papilio machaon (common yellow swallowtail), 1523 nucleotides. RefSeq names its product FAD-dependent oxidoreductase domain-containing protein 1 (gene l(2)37Bb). Gene Ontology annotation, cellular component: cytoplasm. Gene Ontology annotation, molecular function: oxidoreductase activity. The record is from RefSeq and is a predicted model, not a curated record. NCBI's taxonomy places the organism in Eukaryota, Metazoa, Arthropoda, Insecta, Lepidoptera, Papilionidae. The transcript is spliced from 6 exons. The coding region runs from base 117 to 1508 and encodes 463 amino acids.
CUUGUAUCGUUUCGGAUUAUUUCGAUUUCUUAUUUCUAUAAUACACGAUAAAUAUUGUAUAUUUCUUAUUGAUGACAUGUAACUGAAAAUUAAAAAUACAUAAAGAUAUCAGCAAAAUGUUUCACAUAAAAACUAUCCCCCGCUGUAUACUACACAAUAUUUGUAAAUAUCGUUAUUAUACCACCAGCAAGAAUCCUUUUGUUAGGACUUGGGAGACGUUAUCUAAUGAUAUGUUAAAUAAAAAAAGUGCCAUCUAUCCUGAACACGCUGAUGUCGUUAUAAUAGGUGGAGGUUUUAUUGGAUCUUCUGUUGGAUAUUGGUUAAAGACUAGAGCUGGAUCAGGCCUAUCUGUUGUUAUUUUAGAAAAAGACUUAUCUUAUUCCAAAGUUCAAAAUAAUAUUUCACUGGGCACUUUAACCCAACAUUUUUCUUUACCAGAAAAUAUUCAAUUAGCCCAGUAUUCAGCAGAGUUCCUUAGAAAUGUUAAAUUAAAUUUGACUAGUGAUACAAACAUUGAAUACAAACCAAAUGGUCAUUUAAUACUGGCUAGUGAAAAGUAUGCUGAAAGACUGGAAAAAAAUGUAGCCAUACAAAAAGAGUUUGGUGUCAAAAAUGAAUUACUUAUGACUGCUGAUAUUAAAGAGAAAUACCCAUGGAUAAACACAACUGAUGUUAAAUUAGGCUGCAUAAGUAUGGAAUCUGAAGGUGUUUUUAAUCCAGAGGCACUUUUAAAAGGGCUUGUUUUGAAAAGUAGCGAUCUUGGGGUGAAAUAUGUUGAUGCUGAAGUAAUCGGAUUUGAUAUGGUAGAACAGCGAGAUGUUUUAAUGGAAGGAGUGGCCCCAGGAGAUUUUAGGAAAAUAAAUAAAGUUAUGUAUCGGACAAAAGACAAUGAAGAACAUGCAAUUCAAUUUGCUGUUUGCAUCUUAGCAGCUAGCGGUUGGUCAGGGGAAGUUGCAAAAUUAGCACACAUAGGUGUUGGUGAUGGUCUGCUAAAGAUACCUUUACCUGUACAACAACGGGAAUACAACAUAUAUAACAUUCAAGAUGAAAAUACAAAGGCUAGUAUCAAUACACCUGUUAUAAUGGAUACAAGUGGCCUUUGGUUACAACAUAAUACACUUGAAAACAACUUUAUAUGUGGCUACACACCUUUGUCAAGCAAUAGUGUUAAAGAGUUGCUGACUGAAAAGUUCUAUGAAGAGAUAAUUAGGCCUUCAUUAAUCAACAGGUAUCCAAAUUUUCAAGAACACCAGAUUAAAAAGCUACAGACAGAAGUUCAAGAUUGCAAUACUUAUGAUGAAACUGGUAUUUUGGGUCCGCAUCCAUACCACACUAAUUUGGUUAUAGCAGCUGGUUUUGGCAAACUGGGUUGUCAACAUUCCCCUGGAAUAGGAAGGGCAAUAGCAGAAUCCAUAAUUGAUGGUUACUAUUCUAGUAUCGAUCUAACAAGAUUUGGAUUUGAUAGACUGUUAAUUGAUGAGCCUUUAGUUGAAUUUAAUGUUUAUUAGUUGUGCUAUGUAAUG